Messenger RNA from Bombyx mandarina (wild silkworm), 1580 nucleotides. It is a transcript of the gene Rpn5, whose product is annotated as regulatory particle non-ATPase 5. NCBI's taxonomy places the organism in Eukaryota, Metazoa, Arthropoda, Insecta, Lepidoptera, Bombycidae. The record is from RefSeq and is a predicted model, not a curated record. Gene Ontology annotation, cellular component: proteasome regulatory particle, lid subcomplex; cytoplasm.
UUAGAGAUCGUGACUUGUGGGUUUGGAAUACGAAUAGUGAUUUGAUAAAUUAGUAGAAUUUAUAACGCAGGCAAUUAUUUUGUGUAUUGUUACGUUUACUGAGUUCAGAAGAUUGUUUUGGUAUAAACAUAUAAAUUUCAGUUUUUCAAAAUGACUACAAACGGAGAUAUCGGCGGUCUCGAUGCUAGUGGAAAAAUAAUAAAAAUGGAAGUGGACUAUAGUGCAACAUGUGAUGAGAAACUGCCCUUGUGGAAAUCAUGGGCAGCCCAAGGCAAAAUUCAAGAAGCUAUCGAUCAGUUAUUGGCUCUUGAAAAACAGACUAGGACUGGUGCCGAUAUGGUUUCCACUUCAAGAAUCCUAGUGACAGUGGUUCAGAUAUAUUUUGAAGCUAAGAACUGGUCUGCUCUCAAUGAUCAUAUAGUUGUUUUGUCCAAAAGAAGAUCCCAAUUAAAACAAGCUGUUGUUAAAAUGGUUCAGGAAUGCUACACUUAUGUAGACAAAACACCCGAUAAAGAAACAAAGAUAAAACUAAUUGAAACAUUGAGAACCAUAACAGAAGGAAAGAUCUAUGUAGAAGUUGAAAGAGCGAGACUGACUCAUAUUUUAGCCAAAAUUCGAGAAGAAGAAGGCAAUGUAGCAGAGGCUGCAAAAAUAAUACAAGAACUUCAAGUAGAGACAUAUGGUUCAAUGGACAAGAGGGAAAAAGUUGAGUUAAUUCUGGAACAGAUGAGAUUGUGUCUUGCUAUCAAAGAUUAUGUCCGUACACAGAUCAUAUCAAAGAAAAUCAAUACAAAAUUUUUUGAAGACGAAAAUACUCAGGAGCUGAAAGAGAAGUUUUACCGACUGAUGAUAGCUGUGGACCAGCAUAAUGGACAAUAUCUGUCAGUCUGUCGGCAUUUCCGAGCUUUAGGAACUGCUGGGGGCCCUGAAGCACUUAUUGGCAGUGUUGUAUUCCUUAUAUUGGCACCAUAUGACAAUGAACAGGCAGAUCUCACACAUAGAGUAAAUGAAGAUAAGGAGUUGGAUAAACUUCCUGAUUAUAAAGAAUUGUUACGUCUAUUCAUAAAUCCUGAGAUCAUCAGAUGGAACACUCUAUGUUCUUCUUACGAGAAGAUGCUUCGGGCCACACCGUACUUUGACGCGUCAGACGACAAGGGUCAAGAACGCUGGAACGAUCUUAAGAACAGAGUUGUUGAACAUAAUAUUCGCAUAAUGUCAAUGUACUAUACUCGCAUCACGCUCAAACGUAUGAGUGAACUUCUUGGUCUGAGCGAGACGGAAACAGAAGAGGCCCUGAGUCAGCUUGUUGUGAGUGCAGUUGUUAAAGCCAAGAUCGAUCGUCCAGCUGGCGUUGUACACUUUAGCCUGAAUAUGGACGCGUCAGAUCGUCUCAACGAAUGGUCGAACAAUCUGAACACAUUGAUGCAACUUGUCAAUAAAACAACACAUCUCAUUAACAAAGAGGAAUGCGUUCACAAACAUUUGUUGGCUACUGCAGAGUAACUGUAAAGCUAUAUGUUUAUAAAUUAACUUAAGAUUUUUCGUCUGUAAACUGCUAAUAAAGUUUGUCUCUAAUUUUU